This is a messenger RNA of Physella acuta, 1573 nucleotides long. RefSeq names its product legumain. Gene Ontology annotation, biological process: vacuolar protein processing. Lineage: Eukaryota; Metazoa; Mollusca; Gastropoda; Physidae. Gene Ontology annotation, molecular function: cysteine-type endopeptidase activity. The record is from RefSeq and is a predicted model, not a curated record.
GUAAAUCGUCAACACCCGAAGACUAUCAUGAAGCUACUGUUGCUCCUAUCUCUAGCAGCCCUGCUAGCCGGCACUGAGGGCGUGAGGAAAAACUGGGCCCUGCUCAUUGCCGGCUCUUCCGGCUACAUCAACUACCGGCAUCAGGCCGAUAUCUGCCAUGCCUACCAGAUCAUGCACAAGGCCGGGAUACCUGAUGAGCAGAUUGUGGUGAUGAUGUACGACGACAUCGCUCACAACAAGGAGAACCCCGUCAAGGGGAACAUCAUCAACAAACCUAAAGGCCCCAACGUUUACCCAGGGGUUCUCAAAGACUACACAGGAAGGGACGUCAACGCUAAGACCUUUCUAGCAGUUCUUCAAGGAGACAAGGAGGCCAUUCGCCAGCUGACCGGCAAAGACGGCAAGGUCAUCAACUCCGGACCGGAAGAUUACAUCUUCGUCAACUUCGCUGACCACGGCGCCCCAGGCAUCCUGGGCAUGCCCCAGACCCCCUACCUCAAGGCGCGAGAGCUGAACACCGUCCUGAAGAAGAUGGCCGCCGAGAAGAAGUUCGCCAAGCUCAACUUUUACGUGGAGGCUUGCGAGUCUGGAUCUGUGUUUGACAAGCUGCUGCCCGCUAACAUCAACGUGUACGCCACCACAGCCGCCAACACCACCGAGUCCAGCUGGGGAUGUUACUGGGACGAUUCCAGGAACGCUUACCUGGGCGACACGUACAGUGUCAACUGGAUGGAAGAUACCGACAAGGCUGACCUGUCCAAGGAAACAUUCGAACAGCAGUAUGAGAAGGUCAAGGUCGAGACCAACCAGAGUCACGUGCAGCAGUACGGUGACCUGUCCAUUGACAAGCUGACACUCAACGCUUUCUUUGGCAACGACAAACAGUACGUGAAGCUGAAUACCAACACAGAGGUUCCCGAGAUGAGAGACCAGGUCCCCGAGAUGAGAGACCAGGUCCCCGAGAUGAGAGACCAGGUUCCCAGUGAAAUGGUUGCCAUUAGAACCCUGGAGAACCGUCUGGCCAAGGCCCCAGCCAACUCCCUGGAGAGGUCACGUGUUGAGGUACAACUGGCCGAGUUGAAGCGGACCAUGUCCUUGACCCACCAGCUGAUCUGGGACAUUGUCAGGACCGUUUACAGUGAGCUCCCAGAAAACGUCGUGUACGGCACCGUGAUGAAGACCCACGAGGAGAUCAGGGACUGGGACUGUUACGAGAUGGCCGUGGACACGCUCCUGGCCUUCUGUCCCGGGCUGGACAUCAGCUCCAACGACUUCGCCCUCAGGAAGUUCUACGCCCUGGUCAACCUGUGCAACAACAACGGUCAAGGUCGUGUCAUCUCGGCUAUCGAGUCAGCCACUGUGGCCAAUCAGCUGUGUCGGGUUUAAUCACGUGACUCGUGUGUUCGGGGUAUACUGGUAGAGAUCUCACCCUGUGUGUGUGUGGUUGUGUGAGUGUGUUUGUCUGUGUGUGCCAAUUUGUAAAAAUGUGGAAUGUAUUGAGAAAAUGAGAGAAGCAAUGAAUGAUAUAGAUACACCAUUAUUUUUUUAAACUAAAAUAAAAUUUUCAAACUAA